AUGGCACCACCCGCUGGAGCAUCAGCUUCCAAGGCGCCGUCAAUGAGGGCAUUGACAGCGCGACUGAAGGCAGCUCAACUGUCCUUCAACGACAUUCAGCGGUUCACCGAGGCAUUUUCUGAUGCCAAUACUGUUACAGAGGUGGAAAUACGUAUUGCAAAACUGGAUGAGCUGUGGGAGAGCUACAGUGCUACCAUGGUGGAGAUCUUCGCUCACGAAGAAUACAACGAGGAAAAGACGUCGCUUGAGAAGGAACGUGCGGAAUUCAGCGAUCGAUGUUAUGAGAUCAAGUCCUUCCUAACGGACAAGAUCAAAUCGUUCCAGAAACCCCUGGUUCUGGAACAGCCGAACCGAGGUGGAAAUGGGGCUUCAGCAAUUGUCGAUCACGUACGUUUGCCGCAGAUCCAGCUGCAGACGUUCAACGGGGACAUCGACGAGUGGCUGAGUUUCCGCGACCUAUUCACAUCGCUCAUCCACUGGAAAGUGGAUCUACCGGAAGUGGAAAAACUUCAUUACUUGAAGGGCUGUCUUCAAGGAGAACCCAAGGCUCUCAUUGAUCCACUUCCAAUCACAAAGGCCAACUAUCAAGUGGCGUGGGAUUUGCUGUUGAAGCGCUACAAUAACAGCAAGCAGCUAAGGAAGCGGCAGGUACAAGCUCUCUUCAAGCUGCCCACACUCUCGAAGGAAUCAGGUGCAGACCUGCAUACCCUGAUUGAAGGCUUUGAACGAAUCGUGCACACACUCGACCAGGUCGUCCAGCCGAACGAGUACAAGGAUCUUCUGUUUGUGAACAUCCUCACUGCACGAUUGGAUCCAGUUACGCGUAGGGGGUGGGAAGAGGUCUCAUCGGCGAAGCAACAGGAUACAUUGGAGGAUUUAUUCGAGUUUCUGCGGCGUCGAAUCCAGGUUUUGGACAGCCUUCCGGCAAAAUCUACCGACACUAGGGGUGCCGGUCAAAUACAGCAGUACUCGAAGGCGAAGCAAUCAACGGUGAAGACCAGCUAUAGUUCUACCCAGGCGUCAAGGGGACGCUGCGUUGUCUGUUCAUCAGAUCAUUUUCUGUACCAGUGCAACGAGUUUCAUCGAAUGACGGUAUCGGACAGGGAUAGUCUACUUAAAACUCAUGGACUUUGUCGGAAUUGCUUCAGGACGGGGCACCAUGCCAAGGAAUGCCAAUCAAAAUACUCCUGGGAAGGAGAAAGAACCCAAGGUGGCGGCAGUGGCAACCAGCCAUCGGUACCCAAGAAUCAAAGAGAUUCAUCCAACACCCAAGUGGCCAACGUGGCAGCCACGGAAACUGUAGUGUCCGCUACAGCUCACCAACAUCUCAAACGGGUUCUUUUGGCAACAGCAGUUGUGAUGAUUGAAGAUGACAUCGGCAACCGAUUUCCUGCUCGUGCAUUACUGGACUCCGGAUCCGAAAGUAAUUUCAUUACAGAGCGGCUGAGUCAGCGGUUAAAGGUUCAUCGAGAUCGAGUGGAUAUUUCGGUGGCAGGAAUUGGUCAGGCGGCGACCAAGGUUCGGCAAAGGAUUCAAGCGGUACUUCAUUCACGAGUUUCGGAAUAUUCCCGUGAACUAGCCUUGUUGGUCCUUCCAAAGGUCACGGUGAAUCUUCCAACAACCACUAUCAAUACGGCUGCUUGGACACUGCCAAGCGGAAUUCAGUUGGCGGAUCCUACAUUCUUCGAAUCUAAUGGAGUGGAUAUUGUACUUGGCAUCGAGUACUUCUUCGACUUUUCGAAACAGGAAAAAGGAUUUCUCUGGGGGAACAACUUCCAACCCUCAACGAGUCCGUGUUUGGCUGGCUGCAACGUGUCCGCGUUGGAUGGCUUGGAUACUUUAAUCGCGCGUUUUUGGUCCUGCGAGGCGGUAGAGUCAGGUAAGGCUCAUUCACCAGAAGAGAAGCGUUGCGAGGAGUGGUUCUCAAAUACGGUUCAACGGGAUACGCAUGGUCGGUACACCGUUGCUCUACCGAUGAUGAAAGGCGCUGUGUCAAGGUUGGGUAAAUCAAGGGACAUUGCAUUUCGACGACUGCAAGGAACCGAAAGAAGGUUGGCCAGGGACUCAUCACUUCGAAAACAGUACGUCGCCUUUAUGGAAGAAUACCUCAAUCUCGGACAUAUGAAGAUGCUGGUUGAAGAUUCCCAAAGUUCGAUUCGAAGAUGCUAUUUACCCCAUCAUCCUGUGGUGAAAGAAGCUUCAACAACAACCAAGGUUCGCGUUGUUUUCGAUGCGUCCUGUAAAACGUCUUCUGGAGUUUCGCUUAAUGACGUACUACUGGUGCGGCCAAUAGUACAGGAUGAUCUUCGUUCCAUAAUUCUUCGAUGUCGGACCAAACAGAUCAUGCUGGUGUCAGAUGUGGAGAAAAUGUUCCGCCAAGUCAUCGUUCGUCCCGAAGACCGCCCUCUACAGUGCAUUCUCUGGCGAAAUUCACCAUCGGAAAGUGUCCUUACGUAUGAGCUGAAUACGGUAACGUACGGCACAAAACCCGCGCCGUUUUUGGCUACCAGGACGCUUCAACAACUCGCUGUGGAUGAGAAAGGGCGUUUUCCUCUUGCAGCACGUGCAACCAUGGACGACACCUACAUAGAUGACGUCAUCACCGGUGCGAAUGAUGUGGAAACAGCAACGCAGAUGCAGAUUCAACUGAAUGCGAUGCUGUCAAGAGGAGGUUUUCAACUUCGCAAAUGGGCAUCCAACUGUCCAGCAGCCCUAGCAGGGCUUCUGGGAGCUGCUAUUACUACGGCAAAGAUAUUUAUGCAGCUUCUGUGGAUCAUACGCGACAAGAAUGAACAACCCUUAACCUGGGAUCAGCCGCUACCUCCGAUGGUGGGUGAGUCCUGGAGAAGGUUCCACGAGCAACUACCCAUGCUCAAUCAAGCACGAAUCGAAAGAUGCGUAAUAAUUCCGGAAUCGGUUGAUGUUGAACUCCAUUGUUUCUCCGACGCCUCGGAGAAGGCUUACGGUGCUUGUCUGUACGUCCGGAGCACUGAUGCAGACGGGAGGGUUAAGGUUCGACUACUUUCUUCCAAAUCAAAGGUGGCUCCGUUAAAAUGCCAGACAAUCCCUAGGCUGGAACUUUGCGGAGCGGUUUUGGCUGCACAAUUGUAUGAGAAGGUCCGAACGUCUAUAAAAACAUCAGCCAACGGUUACUUCUGGACGGAUUCCACUUGCGUUCUACGAUGGUUACAGGCUUACCCAACAACGUGGACCACGUUUGUCGCUAAUCGUACGGCAAAAAUUCAAUCUAUCACAGAAGGCUGUCGGUGGAGUCACGUGCCCGGAAUCCAAAAUCCGGCCGACCUUAUUUCCCGAGGCAUCGCCCCUCAAGACAUCAUCGACAACCAAUUCUGGUGGCGAGGUCCCACCUGGUUGGAAGAGAGCUCGGACAAAUGGCCAAGAUCAUUAGAACCCCUAACAUCUGGAGAGGAAGAGUCCGAAAAACGGCGGACAAUUAUCGCAACAACUGCUUCCAGUGUCAGCGAGUUUAACCAGGAAUACAUCAGCAAGUUUUCUUCAUACAACGACCUCAUACGCCGCACCGCAUACUGGUUGCGUCUGAUGAAGUUGCUCCGAACACCAAUAACUAGUCGGAAUGAUGUGGGAUUUCUCACCACGUCAGAAUUAAGGGACGCAGAAGGUACGUUGGUUCGUUUGGUGCAGAAGGAAGUGUUCGCCGAGGAAUUGAAAGCAAUCUCAUCGGGAGGCAAGGUUCCAAAUAGGUCACAACUACGCUGGUUCAACCCAUUCCUUUCCAAGGACCAACUUCUUAAACUAGGAGGACGACUGAAGCACUCUUUAGAGUCAGACGAAGCAAAGCACCCAGUUGUUCUUCCAGCUCGGCAUCAGUUCACCCGACUGCUCCUUCAGCAUUAUCAUGAACACCUACUUCACGCGGGGCCGCAACUAAUGCUAAGUGUACUUAGACUCCGAUUCUGGCCGCUUGGAGGUAGAAGCGUGAUCAGAAACAUCGUACAUAGAUGCCAGAAAUGCUUUCGAUGUAAACCCACUUCAGUGCAACAAUUUAUGGGAGAUUUACCAGCAGCUAGGGUUACCGUAUCCCGCCCGUUUUCUGACGCAGGAGUCGACUACUUUGGCCCUGUUUAUUUACGCCCAAUCCCACGACGUGCUACAGUUAAGGCCUACGUAGCAGUUUUUGUUUGCCUUUGUAUGAAGGCAGUUCAUCUGGAACUAGUGUCAGAUUUAUCCACUGACAGGUUCCUGCAGGCGCUUCGCAGAUUUGUGGCGAGGAGAGGACUGUGUACUAACAUUUACUCCGACAAUGGCACUAAUUUCGUCGGUGCACGCAACCAGUUGAAGGAUCUGCUGAAGCUGCUGAAGAGCAAUGAUCAUAACAGCGCCGUAUCCAAGGAGUGUGCCAAGGUUGGAAUUCAGUGGCAUUUCAUACCACCGAGUGCCCCGCACUUCGGUGGUUUAUGGGAAGCGGCCGUACGAUCAACCAAACACCAUUUGCUGCGUGUAAUAGGAGAAUCACCCGUGUCUCCGGAGGACUUUACCACACUUCUUACCCAGGUCGAAGCUUGCCUCAACUCUCGCCCCCUUACGCCUCUCUCUGACGACCCCAAUGACCUCGAACCACUGACGCCCGCCCAUUUUCUGAUCGGCACAUCCCUGCUAUCCAUUCCGGAGCCCGAAUUGGGUUCACUUCCGAACAAUCGCCUUAAUGCCCUGCAACUCAUACAAAAAAGAUUGCAGGAUUUCUGGAAGAGAUGGCGCAGAGAAUAUUUAUGUCAGCUACAGUCUAGGAAUAAAAGAUUCAAAUCAGGGAUUCAAAUAGAAGUAGGCAAGCUGGUCGUCAUCAAAGACGAUAAUCAGCCUCCGAUGAAGUGGAGAAUGGGGCGAAUCAGCGAUAUCCAUCCUGGCAGUGACGGAAUUGUCCGCGUUGUUACACUUAAAACUGCCAAUGGAUCAUUAAUUCGACCUAUUGAGAAGCUUUGUUUCCUGCCGCUUCCAGAAGAGGACGACAGGCCAAGUGGAACAACAAACCAGCCACAGUAG
Armigeres subalbatus is the source of this 5019-nucleotide messenger RNA. RefSeq lists its product as uncharacterized. The record is from RefSeq and is a predicted model, not a curated record. Gene Ontology annotation, biological process: DNA integration. The transcript has 4 exons. Lineage: Eukaryota; Metazoa; Arthropoda; Insecta; Diptera; Culicidae. Gene Ontology annotation, molecular function: nucleic acid binding; zinc ion binding. Bases 1 to 5019 code for a protein of 1672 amino acids.